AAUGGGAGAACCACAGAUUCUCCAGCGGUGGAAGAACCAUCUACCACACGACAUCGUACUAAACAUCCUGGCUAGACUACCGGUUAAAUCAGUGACAAGAUUCAGAUGCCGCAUAGCAACUUGGGAAGGAAGACCAUUAGCCGAUACGGUUGCUCCAUCUGACACAUUAGUCUGUACGGUUGCUUUGGGUCGCACGUUUGAUAGGAUUUCUGAGGUUAGAAUUCCCUUUGAUUUUGAUUCUGAGUUUGCCCAAAUAGUGGGUUCGUGCAAUGGCUUAUUGUGCUUUGCCACUUCCGAGGGUAAUGUUAUAUAUUUGUGGAACCCCAGCAUUAGAAUGUUCAAGAGAUUGCCUGAUACUAAGCGCUUAGGAAAGUUAGACUCCUUUCAACUCGGAUUUGCCUAUCAUUCCGAGAAUGAUGACUAUAAGGUUGUCAGGAUUUCACAAUCACAAUUGCGUAUACCUGAGAUUGUGAGUGAGGUGUACACAUUAAGUUCAGAUUCAUGGAAGAAGGUUGUAAUCUCAUUGACAAUCGGGAUUUUCUUCUGGCAUCAGAAUAAUUAUUUGCCAGCCCCAUUGGUUAGUGGAGCUUUGCACUGGGUGGCACAAAAUCGCGGGGUUGGUGGUAGAGUGAUUUUGUCGUUUGACGUCAAUAGUGAGACAUUAAGAAAACUAGCACUGCCCAAAUAUUCUACCCAUGCCAGUCCCUGGAUUGGAUUAUUCAAGGGGAAACUGGCUUUAUCUACCUGGGAGUAUAAUUAUGGAAAUUCUGACUUCCGGUACUGCAUAUGGAUGAUGGAGGAGUAUGGCGUGGUUGAGUCUUGGAAUAAGCAUUUUGUUAUUGGAUCAUUUAAACAGAACAUUCAUUGGAGUGCCUUUACCAUGUAUGGUUCACUUAUACUCUGCUUCGUCAAUCAUCGAGUAGAGAGGAUGGGAUUUGAGUUUGUAUUAAUUGACACUGAAACUCUGCAUGAGAAGAAGGAUCCUGAUAUCAGAUAUCCUUCAUAUGUAGCUACUUUCAAGGAGAGCCUUCUUUUACUAGAUGGAGCAAAUGUGGUUUCCUACUAA
Quercus lobata is the source of this 1066-nucleotide messenger RNA. RefSeq names its product F-box protein At3g07870-like. Gene Ontology annotation, molecular function: protein binding. The record is from RefSeq and is a predicted model, not a curated record. NCBI's taxonomy places the organism in Eukaryota, Viridiplantae, Streptophyta, Magnoliopsida, Fagales, Fagaceae. The transcript has 2 exons. Bases 2 to 1066 code for a protein of 354 amino acids.